GUGUGCAGCGUUGGCUUUAUUUGAUGGCCUCGUUGGGUCAGCAGCUUUCCAGUCCGGGGGAACCACACCUCCCCCCCGGCUUUCGUGGUCAGCGUGAGCCCCCCCUUCAUCCGCGAAUACGUGUGGCCCUCCUCCGCCAACGAAGACAGCGAGAGGAGGUUGUGGGGGGCCUCGGGUACAUGGGCAGCAUUUAGUACUGGUACGGGUACUCCACCAUCUUCCGUCUGUAGGACUACGGUCACAUCUCCGUAUCAUAGAAGAGGAACGGGGACCUUCUCGCCUCCGAUCCCCUUCACCCAACCGCAACGCUCACCGUAGUUCACGAAGUUGUCUGCACAUCGGAAUAUGGAGCACGUGGCCGCUGUGUCGGCCACGUACACCGCCUGGCCUUGUUCCACAACCCCCACUAGACCUACUUCACCAAAGUUACCACACUUGCCUGGGGGGACUGCCACAGCACAAAACGCCUGGUCUUCCACGGAGUCCACGUCGCUCUCAUGCUCCACCACUUGCGCUAGGACGGCCUCCUCCAUCGCGCACUUUUCUUUGGUGUGGCCCCACCCCUCGCAGCGCGCACACCACGGCACGAAGUCCUUCUCGUUGGUAGUGCAGCCGAUCGCUUGAUGUGCACGAUGUCCACACCUGAAGCACCGGCGCGGGAACUUAAAGUCCCCGCCACUGCCGCCAUCGGCGCCUCCACUGCUGCUUCCCUUGCUCUCCUCGACUCCUCCGGAUCCGCCUGAGCGGCCGCCGCGACCGCCGCCGCCGCGGCCACGACUGCU
Messenger RNA from Ectocarpus sp. CCAP 1310/34, 782 nucleotides. NCBI's taxonomy places the organism in Eukaryota, Phaeophyceae, Ectocarpales, Ectocarpaceae. The record is from the annotation of a GenBank genome assembly.